AUUUGCUUCAGUAUAAAUUCUGAUUUCGAUCGUACAAGACAUUUUGCAUUUUCUAAAUUGUAACAAAAUAAACAGUUUUCGGUCGCGUAAACUACACGGAUUUGAUAUUAAGUUUACAACUAAAAUUUUUUUCGAAACCAAAAUUUAAAAAAAAAUGGCUCCUCGUAACAAGGAAACUGAAGCUGAAGUCCUUCAAUGGAUUUUCGAUGUACUUGGUGAGAAAGUACCAAGCGGCCAAUACGAAGACAUUUUGAAAGAUGGUAUUGUUUUGUGCAAAUUGAUCAACAAACUGGCUCCUGGUUCUGUAAAGAAAAUCCAAGAACGUGGAACUAAUUUCCAAUUGAUGGAAAAUAUUCAACGUUUCCAAGCUGGUAUCAAGAAGUACGGAGUUCCAGAGGAAGAAAUCUUCCAAACUGCUGAUCUUUUUGAACGUAGAAAUAUCCCACAAGUUACACUUUGUUUGUACUCUUUGGGACGUCUUACUCAAAAACACCCUGAAUAUAAUGGACCAAGUUUGGGACCAAAAAUGGCAGAUGAAAACAAGCGUACAUUCACCGAAGAACAAUUGCGUGCACACAAUGCUGAACUUAAUUUACAAAUGGGUUUCAAUAAGGGCGCUUCACAAUCUGGCCAUGGUGGCUUUGGUAAUACCCGUCAUAUGUAAAAUCUAAUUUGUUUGUUCUCCAUAAUGUAUUAACCAUCAAUCCAGUUUAUACACAAAUGUAAAUACAAAAAAAAGAAAAUUAUGUUUUUUUUAUGUUUUUGUUAAUUAAAUCAUAAUAAAUAAGUUAAAAUAUUAUUUAAACAAAAUAAGAAA
Molecule: messenger RNA, 817 nt
Organism: Eupeodes corollae
Lineage: Eukaryota; Metazoa; Arthropoda; Insecta; Diptera; Syrphidae
Product: muscle-specific protein 20
Exons: 3
Coding region: 155-664 (169 amino acids)
Biological process (GO): actomyosin structure organization
Molecular function (GO): actin binding
Source: RefSeq, a predicted model, not a curated record